Messenger RNA from Podarcis lilfordi (Lilford's wall lizard), 24305 nucleotides. The record is from the annotation of a GenBank genome assembly. Lineage: Eukaryota; Metazoa; Chordata; Lepidosauria; Squamata; Lacertidae.
AAUAGGGCUGCCCCUGCUGCUUCUGGUUCCUCCUCGCUGCCCUGAACGCGCUUGGCUCAAAAGUCCCGGUUGCUUUUGAGGAGCUUCUUUCCCUGUUUCUUUCUUUCCUGAGGGAAUAGCGGCCUCCGCAAAGGGAUAGCUCUGCAGGGCUCCUGCCAGGACACCGUCCGCUUUCGGUUUCAAGAAGCGACCCAAACUCUUCCUCUGCCGCGUUUCUUAUGUCAGCCGCUCUGAAAUAAAAUAAAAAAUAGGCGCUUGAGUUUAGCGCUUUUUUUAGCUGCCCAGUAGGUGAACGCGCCAGCUUCACCCGGGUUAGCCCUUUAAAAAAAGACAUUUUUGAAAGGUCACUCGUGGCUAACUGGCCCUUUAAGGUAUAGGAAGAAAAAGCAGGUUCCGACCUGGAGGUUCACUGGUCUGAAGGGAAGAAAGUGUGGACUGGGCUGUGGAGGAGAACGUGUGAAAAAGCCGAAACAACGGAAAAAGUGAAAGGGGUUGUGAUGAGGAGGUGGGCAUAGUAACCCCUGAGCUCCUCCUAGGUAUCACCUCUGCUCCCCACCCCACCCACCCUGAUCCUCCUGGCAGAAUAUCAUGUCUCAGGAAAGUGAGCAUGGGAAAUGGACAGUGUCUAGUAGCGAUGAUGAGAGUGCAGGGGAACAAACGAAACGCGAGAUGCCGUCCACCUCUUUGCUGCAGCAAACUGGGCAAGAGAAGGGUCCCGGUUACCCUUGCUCAGAGGCCAGGAAAGCUGCUCACAAAAGAAAAGCAUCUCCCCUGGAACAUAGCGAUGGAAGCUUUCCGCAGGAAGUAGCCCCGGCUCAGAAACAGAAGCCCUCUCAAGAAGGUUUAGGUUGGUGCCUUUCUAGUAGUGAUGAUGAUGAUGAAGACGAUCUGAAAGAGCGAAGGGGGAAAGGAGGUGCAGCAGCUGGAGUCGGGCAGGAAGAGAGUUGUGCUCCUAAGGGGACCCUAUCAAACCAUAAACUUCCACCAAGCCACAAAACGACAGAGCCGUCUGACAGAGUACAAGAUGCUUGGGAUCUAUUAAAUGGACGAAACCCUUUCAGAUUCUUCCUGACUAAAGUCAAAGGAAUUAAGCCAAAGUACAAUUCUGGAUCCCUACACAUAAAAGGUAAGUAAUGGCAUGCUGGAAUGGGGAUAAAUGCAUACACAUUUUGGGUGUUAGCUUUUUCUAAGAGAUGGUAUAAAUGUUACUGCAGCUGGUAUAUCGAGGCAUUGCAGUGUAAUGUGUGAAACAAAUAUUGCAGUGGUCAGAAAACUAGCUUGGGUUCACACACAUGUACACCACUUGAUUUAUUUAUCUUUGCUGACUAGCAGUGGUUUCAAUUGAAAAUCAUAGCAUUUUAGGUGAUACUAAACAGCGGGUGGCGCUGUGGUCUAAACCACUGAGCCUAGGGAAAGCUGAUCAGAAGGUCGGCGGUUCGAAUCCCCGCGAUGGGGUGAGCUCCUGUUGCUCGGUCCCUGCUCCUGCCAACCUAGCAGUUCGAAAGCACAUCAAAGUGCAAGUAGAUAAAUAGGUACCGCUGUGGCAGGAAGGUACACGGCGUUUCCGUGCGCUGCUCUGGUUCGCCAAAAGUGGCUGAACCUGGAAGCUGUACACCGGCUCCCUCGGCCAAUAAAGCGAGAUGAGCGCCGCAACCCCAGAGUCUUCGGCGACUGGACCCUAAUGGUCAGGGGUCCCUUUACCUUUAAAGCUCUAGCAGGUGUUUUAAUUCAAUAAAGUCUCUGACCAAAGACUCCUGAAUACGCUUAGUAAUUUGGGGAUAAGAGGACAUGUCCUCUUAGGAAUCACUAACUGGUUAUAGAAGAGGAUGGAGAUAAUAAAUUGACAGUUCUCGUAAUGGAGGGAUCUGUGAAAUAGGAUCACUUGAGUAUUAGUAUUGGAAUCUCUGCUUUUAACUUUGUUGAUGGAUGCCCUGUAGCUGGGGGUGGUCCAGAGGUUGCCUGGUUUUCUGACAACACAACACCAAAUGGUUCAGAAUGGUAAGAAUAAAAAGGUAUGGUGAAAAGCUCUGAAAAGAAUCUCUUCAAAAUAUGUGCCCAGAGAUCAAAAUGACACUUAACACCCAGUAGGGUCUAAAUGACAAAUGUAAGUGGGGUGUAAAAUGGCAAAUCUAAGUGUCCGAUUGUAAGUGGGACAAAAAAUCCUAACUCCGCAUAAACACUUAGGGCCUGAACGCAUGGGAUAGUGGUAGAUAAUUUGAUGAAUAUGUUGACACAGUGUGCAGCUUGUUAAAGAACAAAUAGUAGUUUACACUUUUGUGAGGUAGGCUUGUUUUCAGUUACAUGUCUCAACCCUGAAUUUGACUUAUGGUUAAUGUUGUUAAAACAAAUUUGCUCAUGUUUAUUUCAGUAGAAAUGCUUAUUUACAAAACUUUAAAUUUUUAUGACAGAUAUUUUGUCUCCCCUCUUUGGGACUCUUGUAUCUUCUGCUCAGGUAACUUUAUACAUUCAUGUUGCUAUUUUAAAACACAAUGCAGUAUUACUUGUUCCCUUACCCAUAGGAUUUGCAGUGGCAUUUAAAGGAAUUUUCUGAAGAUGCACAUAACUUUUUGGUCAGCUUGUUUGCCCAUUUGGGGAAAAAAUCAAACCCCGUCUCAGGAAAUACCAUUAUUAUGUCCAACUAAAAUGUCAAAAAGCAUCAAGCAAGUUUUUCAGAGGAAAGGGUAUAGUGAACUUUAAAGCUUGCUGACUUUUGUGACAUUUUAACUGGUCCUAAUAAAGGUUUCGCCCCAUCAUAGCUUUCUGCUGAACAUGAUUUGUCUUAAUAUUUGGGAACAGGUUUCAAUUUUUAUUUUCCUCUUUGCACCUUUUUAUGCAUUUAGUUAGAUAAUUUUUUGCUGUGUUGGAUUGAUAAUUUUGCUAAUGCUGCAUAUGCCUUGAACAUAAAUGAGACAGCCUAUAUUCAUACAUUGUGUGGCAGAUGAAACCUAAUUAAUGUGCAGCAGUAAAAACCUUACUUAAGCAUGUCCUGCAUUUUAAAGGUGCUAGUUACAUGGGUAAGCAUUUUCUUGCUUAGUGUGUAUAAUGACUCCUAUAAUUAGGAAAUAAAAAUCUCUCUAAACCAACUGUCCCCCAAACUUGAGUCUCCACAAGUUGAGCUACAACAUCUGGGGAAUCCAAGGUCAGACGAGGCUGCUCUAAACUUUCAGUAAGUGUUACUAUGGGGAAAGGUAGCACACAGGUUCUAACUAUUCCUUCUUUUUCUCUUCAUGACAAAGUUUAACUAUUGUAUAGAUGUGGAGUGGCUUGUCAAACAGUAUCCAAAGGAAUUCAGGUAUGCUGCUUUGAGAGGAGCUCCCUCUUGUAGUGCUUUUCUUCUUCUUCACAUUACUGUAUUUAUUAAUUAAAUUUACAUACCGCCCUUCAUUCAAAGGUCUCAGGGCAGUUGACAAUAAUAAAUAAUAAUAAUAAAUUUUAUUUAUAUCCCGCCCUCCCCAGCCAAAGCCAGGCUCAGGGCGGCUAACAACAAACAAAUAAUCAAACAAUCAAAUAAUCAACAUUCUAAAACAUUUCAUUAUAAAAUUAAUUAAAAUCAAAUUAAUGGCAACCGUUAAGCAAAGUUCUGUGCAGGUUGCCGGAGGUGGGGUCAGGCUGGGCCCUGACCAAAGGCCUGGUGGAACAACUCUGUCUUGCAGGCCCUGCGGAAAGAUGUCAGGUCCCGCAGGGCCCUAGUCUCUUGUGACAGAGCGUUCCACCAGAUUGGAGCCGCAGCCGAGAAAGCCCUGGCUCUAGUUGAGGCCAGCCUAACCUCUCUGAGGCCUGGGACCUUCAGGAUGUUUUUAUUUGCAGACCGUAGGUUCCUCUGUGGGGCAUACCAGGAGAGGCGGUCCCGUAGGUACGAGGGUCCUAGGCCGUAUAGGGCUUUAAAGGUUAAAACCAGCACCAGCACAAGAUGAUGAACUUUUCUUAAAGUUCAAUUGAAUCGACAUAAAAAUGGUCUAGGUUACAUAUUUCUUGCGAGAUUAAAUUUGUUGUAAUGAUGUGAUGUUGGUUUUUAGAGAUUUCAUCUCCAUAAAUUUAUCAGUGAUGAGUAAUGGAAUCUCCAUGUUCAGAGGCAAUAUACCACUGAAUAUAAGUUGCUGGGGAAGAAUAGUGGGGUAUUGUCUUCAACUUUUUUGGACUGAAUCUGCAGGCCUUUAACAUUCUUAACUGCAGCAUUGUUUUAUGUCUGUAACAGUGCAAACUGGGCUGUCUUGCAACCAUGGUUUGCAUAUCUGUUUCAAACUUGUUGUGAGGGCCAUCCUGGUUCUAACCAUGGUUUACAGGGACACAAUGUGUUCCCCUGGUUAAAGUAUUUAUUUCAUAAAAUUUAUGUACCACUUGAUUCAAAGAAAACCUCAAAGAAGACGGUGAAAGUGAGUGGAGGAAGAUUCAUGAAGGAACCUGCAGGAAGGAGGGUGAGGGGGUCCACAUUACACUCCCAAUCAUUCAAUCACAUUGACUGACAUGGGAAAGGGAUGUAGCUCCAUGCUAGAGUAUUUGCUUUACAUGCAGAUGGUCCCAGAUUCAAUCCCUGACACCCCUUGUUGGGCGGGGAAUGUCCCUUGUCAGAAAACACUUUUUUGAAAAUCUUGAGAGGCAUUUCCAGUCGGAGUUGACAACACAUACUUCCAGCAUAAUUAAGCAGCUUAUAGCCAGUAGUUCAGCUGGAGGUUUGUGUGGUCCUUAUCACCAGUGAGUUGUCUAAUGAAGUUUCCUUUGCUCUAAGGGACAAACCUUUAUUAAUAAUCCAUGGGGAGAAGCGAGAAUCCAAGGCUGCACUACAUGAAGAGGCACAUCCUUAUAAAAAUGUUCGCUUAUGCCAGGUAAUUGUUUUUAUCUUGCUUGCAUAUUGACAAAAGAUAAAGUAUUCUCUUCCGUAGCCUUACCUCACCUGGUGCCCUCAAGGUGUUUUGAACUACAGCUUCUUUCAGUCCUAGUCAGCAUGACCAAAGGUCUGAGAUGAUGGGAGCUGCUGUCCUAAACAUCUGGAGGGCACCUGGUUGGGGGUGGCUGUUGAUCCUCAGUCCAUUAAUAGUUUUCUGUAAGAAGGACUAUAUUUAUGGCAAUCUUACUAACCGAUCGGGAAAUAUUUUUAUUUGAUCAGAGUUCUCCAUUUCCCUGUGGUCUCUCGUAUACCUCUCUUGAGUCUUCUAUAUGCAGCCUAAGAUACUUGAAGCUAUAAUAGAACAAUUGGCAAUAGAGAACAGCAUGCAAAAUCUGUAGAUUGACUUUUAGAAUUUGAAGAUGGCAUGUAUAGUAUUGGGUGAGACGGCUAUAGUGUAAUAUGUGUUGAGUCCACCAGGGAGCAGUAAGCCAAAGCAAAAUAGAAAACUGGUCCUAAAUCAUUAUAAGCAGUACUGUAUAAUGUUAAGAGUUUCUGCACUGGAAAAGACUUUUUAAAAAUUGCAUUUUUAUUUCAGGCAAAGUUGGAUAUUGCCUUUGGAACACACCACACGUAAGUAAUCUGUAUUAUACUGGGGAAAGCCAGUUAUGGUCCUAACUAAGGAACUAUUUCCUUAGAGAGGAAGAGGGAGGACAAAUGAUUUUAAAUAGAUAAACAAUAAUAAUUAAAUCUCAGCAUAAUAGGAAAAGUUCUGACUGUUUACAACUUGGGAUGUAUUUGUGCUCAAAGCAAGAGGAUGAUUGACUCAACUUAUUCUAGUGGCAGUCUCUCAUGCCUCAUGGAGUGCUGCUCCAGAGGGCCCCCACCCUUGGGGAAAUUGCCUCCAGCUGGAAGGGAAGAACUGAAAAGCCCAUGUGUAUUCACAGCACACAAUGUGUGGCCUUUAGAUUUGUUCAGGUAAUGAAAGAAGGUAAGCAAAAGUCUUGAAAAGGAAGUGCCCCAUUGCAAUUGCACCUUGAUUCUGUUAUGUACCUUAAAUCAGCCUUGCAAAUAGGUGCACAGAAGUUACUAGCUAGGGUUUUCAGCUUUAUAGUCUUUUCCUGAUCUUGUGCCUUUAACACACAGAACCUUACUACAGUGGUGCCUAGCAAGACGAAAUUAAUUCGUUCCGCAAAUUUUUUCGUCUAGCGAAUUUUUCGUCUUGCGAAGCACGAAAUCCCAUAGGAAUGCAUUGAAAAUCAAUUAAUGCGUUCCUAUGGUCAAAAAAAGUCCAAACAAAGCCAAAUUUGGUACAACAAGAGUUUAUUAAGUGCUCUUUAAAGUCACACAUACUGUAAAGAGCAUUUCAAAAUUCAAACCCAGAAUUUUUUUAAAAAACAGCAGAGUGGCCCAAUGGUCACAGAAAAUCAUAAAAAUGCAGAAAAAAACACACAAGCUUCCAGAUUCUUGCAAACCCUCCCCAACUGUUCCCCCAGCCACCCAGCACACAGAAAUUCAAAUCCAGAUUUUUUUCAAAAAAACAGCAGAGUGGCCCAAUGGUCACAGAAAAUCAUAAAAAUGCAGAAAAAAACACACAAGCUUCCAGAUUCUUGCAAACCCCUCCCCAACUGUUCCCCCAGCCACCCAGCACACAGAAAUUCAAAUCCAGAUUUUUUUAAAAAAAAACAGCAGCGUGGCCCAAUGGUCACAGAAAAUCAUAAAAAUGCAGAAAAAAACACACAAGCUUCCAGAUUCAUGCAAACCCCUCCCCAACACCAAGUCCUUGAAUUCCAAACACCCCAACCCAAAAUCCAAACCCCCCCAAAAAAGAUUUAAAAGCUUAACUUACCAAAUGGCUGCAAAAGAAGUUUUGGAAAAGCUUCAAAAAUCACCAAAGUCUUUAAAAACCUCAAAAAAGGCUACUAUGUACACUGCGUUCUGUGAGUUGCUCCUCGAAGUCAAGUCGCAACUGUAUUAACGUGUUAAGAAAAAGGAAACAAACUUGCAAGAUGUUUUCGUCUUGCGAAGCAAGCCCAUAGGGAAAUUCGUCUUGCGAAGCAGCUCAAAAAAUGGAAAACCCUUUCGUCUUGCGAGGCAUUCGUCUUGCGGGGCACCACUGUAGCAGGUGAAGCUUUCUAUAUGGGGGGCGGGAUAAAGGGUUGGGGAAAUAUUCACCUGCUUCAUUUCUGCAUAUCAGUGAGGUAAGGGAGGGGACCAUUAACCAUAUUGCUAGCCCACAGCUGUCACUGCCUAACAACUCCUCUGGCUGCCUGUUACAAUUAAGUGGCUUAUUUAAAAGCCUGUGCAUUGUCUAUAUAGCCUUUUGUGUUAAAUUGUGUUUUCUGCGUGCAGCAGAAUAAUAGCACAAAGAGUGGUCCUGAUCCUUCUAACACGGAUAUGCUGCUAAGAAGCGGCCUACGUGUUGCCGUGUGGAUGUUGCCACAAAUUCUGGUUGCAAAUUCUCCCCCCCUUCCUUGCCAUGACAUCUAGGAACACUUGCCCCGUGAGGCAGUAACAUGAAUACAUGACUUUCCCUACCCUUAGGCUACAUUAUUGGCUGUUCCCUGAGAGGGGGGGACUCACAACAUGAUUACAGUGGUACCUCGGGUUACAUAUGCUUCAGGUUACAUACGCUUCAGGUUACAGACUCCGCUAACCCAGAAAUGGUACCUCUAGUUAAGAACUUUGCUUCAGGAUGAGAACAGAAAUCGUGCUACGGCGUUACGGUGGCAGCAGGAGGCCCCAUUAGCUAAAGUGGUGCUUCAGGUUAAGAACAGUUUCAGGUUAAGAACAGUUUCAGGUUAAAAACGGACCUCUGGAACGAAUUAAGUACUUAACCUGAGGUACCACUGUAUAUACUUGCAUUGCUGCACAAUUGGAAAACUAAAACAGUUUUACCACAGCAUAUCAAUUUCAUAAAAUAAAAAAUUGUGUUAUUCAACCCACCCAUCCUUUCAAACCAGGUAAAACACCAGCACCCAAAAAACCCCCAAUAAAAUGCACACCAAAGUAGCACCCACCAGAAAGAGGCAACCCACCCAUGAGUGCCUUUAAUAGCAUCCUCACUUUGUUCAGAAGUAGUAUUUCAAUAGUCUUUCAGACCUUAAUUGUUUGCUGUGCACUAUAGCACACAGUUUGUUCAAUUUAUGAGUAAGCUUGUUGUUUUUCAACUUCAUGUGUUCAUAUCAUUAGCAAUGCUAUUAUGUGUGGUCUUGGAAUGAGUCAGCAUUAUGAGCUAGGCAUAUUUUUUUGCCAUUUUCCUUCCCAAGUACCAGUUUCUAAGGCAACCUGGCUCUUUGAGAGGAAUAAGCCAAGGCAACACAUGGCAUGCUUUCUGUUUAGCAUUCUACUAUAAUUUACUUAAUGAAGUUUUUGAAACAAAGGACACAGAAAAUAUGCUAGUUACACCAACAGGAACCUAAUUAACAAUAUUUCCUUUUUAAAUAAUAAAAGACAAUGUGAGUAGAUUUUUUGAGAAGGAUAGGUAAUUGGCUUUUUAAUAUAAAAUUUGGGUUGGGAAGGCCUUGUGACUAUUGUCCUACUGAGCAAAAAAAGAUAGUCAGUGCUUUUUAGUAAGGGUGGCUGCCAAGAAUAUAUCCCUCUAUUAAAAGCCUGCUGCAACCAAACACUCUUUCAUGGCGGUUAAUCAGGUUAUCAUUGGCUAGUAGUCAUGAUGACUCCAGGUUAAGGCACAGCAUGCUUCUGAAUGCUAGUUGUUGGGCGGGGACAUCAAUGGGAGAGAACUGUUGUCCUGCUUGUAGACACCUUGCUGGUAUCUGGUUGGUCAUUGGAAUACAGAGUGCCUUCCUAGUUUGGCAUUUUUAUUCUUUAACGUGGAAGUGCUGGGUGCUGUUGUCUCCUCAGCAGUCACAAGGGCCAGAAAAGUUUCAAAAAUAAAAUACAUGUGUGACGUUUGCCCUCCUAGGUGUGUGACAUCAUACUGGGUUCAUAAGGAAAGGGUUAACUAAUUGUAAAGUGACUAACCUAUGGAACCCAAGGGGAGGAAUUAGAGUUAGAGUUGUUAAGAAGUCAGUCUGGAGUCAGAGAAGAGAGAGGGAGGAUAAGUGUGGGUUGGGCUAGUCUGAUGUGAGAGAGUGAGAGAAUCUGUUAAGAGGAGUCAGUGAAACAGGUGAGAUAAUCAGUCAGAAGGUAUUAGGAAGGUAUAGGCCGGUAAAGAAACUAAGGUUAAGAAACUGACAAGAAAAUUAUCUGAGAAACUAUAAACUUGUUAAUGCUUAUAAAAUAAACUUGUUUAUUUGGUUUAAUUUUAACAGCUGUCUGGACUCAGUGUGUACCCGAGAGUAACGGGUUGGUGGCAGCGGGGAAGCGAGCACAGUGGUGGCACAGGGAUCAAUAGACUGUCAAACGUCCGGGGACCCUGUGUGAUCGCUACACCACUUCUACUAUUCCGGUCAUCUAGUCUAUUUGUUUUCAGGGAAUGGAUAGCUGUCUGUCUGUCUGUUCAAGAGAUGUUACAGCUGAUACAUGAACAGCUGCUGGUAUAAAUUACUUCAUUGUCGGAUUUAGGGUGGUGCAGGUGGUUCCCCAGCACAGGGAGCCGAGCUGAGGGAUCACUAAAUAGUGCACUUAAGAGCAUACGCAGAAUGGAAGGCAAGGGCACUUUUAACAAACUCUGUUCCAAAAGGAAUCGUUGUGUAAAAAAUAAAAGGGGGGAGGGUAAAUUUUGUCCUCUCUUAGGCACCAUAUUAUGAAAGUCCGCCCCUGACUUCAUCCUAGCGAUGUGGCCUUGGCACCUACAAUAAAAACUGUAUUUGUUAGUAACCACAUGUUAUGAAUGUGCACCUUAGGAUACCGUGCAGUUUCACCCAAAACAUGAUGUAUAUCCCCUUCCUAGACAGAUAACCCACCCACUAGCUGUGCCUUGCUUUUAUUGUUUGAUCUUGUCUAAUUCAGUGCUCACUCUCUAAAUGCCUGUUCAGAACUCCCUCCUCUUUGCCAGACUCUAAUGGAAAGAAUUAGACACCCUGAAUGCGCUGAAGUUGCAUUUGCGCGUUUGAGCCCUCUUUCAUUUUUGCUGUAUUUGGUGCUCCCUUCCCGUAAUACUUAUAACACUUUUGUAUAGGAAAAUGAUGUUGUUACAUUACGAAGAAGGGCUUCGCGUGGUGAUACAUACAUCCAACCUUAUUGAUGAUGAUUGGUACCAGAAAACACAAGGGUAAGAAAGUUAUUAUAAUAUAAUAAUAAUUUAUUAUUUGUCCCCCACCCAACUGGCUGGGUUUCCCCAGCCACUCUGGGCCGCUUCCAACAGAGAUUAAAAAUACAUUAAAACAUCAGUCCUUAAAAACUUCCCUAAAGGACUCUUGACUUCCAUAGCAAAUGUUAGAAUAUAUUAUUAUUUAUUAGCUUUAUCUACCACCCUUCAUUGUGAGAUCUCAUGGCAGCUCACAGAAUAAAACAGCAUGUUGUAUGACUGUCAUUUGUAUCGUUGGGUUUUUGAAAACCUUGUAUAUUGCAUGUGUUUAAUGUAUAUACGACCAGGAUUCUCAGAGGUUAUGCACAACCACUCACUGUUUAGAAAGGCAUUUAAUAUUGUGGUUUAUGGCUACAUGACAUAUGUUAUUUCCUCUUUAAUGGUCUCUGGGCUGCCUUAUUUCCCAGAGGAUCCAUUGUUGGCUUGCCUCAAAUGCCUUCCGUUAUAAAACCCAGUAGCAAACUUCCAGUCCAGACAGUGGUACAGCUAAUAAGCCCCAUUCCUUAUCCAAUGUAGAAUAUAAAAUAAGACAAUAAAGUUACACAGGAUGAAGUAUUUCAAAAUAAUGAAUUGUAGAUUUAUUAUUACCUUAUCUGCAUUUUGGCCGUAGAUGGUAUGAUGUCCAAAACAAUAAGUAUGAUUGAUUACUGCAUGAUUUUUAAAGUAGAGGUCUUCUUCCAUAACCCUACCAGCAAAAUUCCAGGAAUGUAUUCCACCACUGAAUAAUGUCAGUAGUCACUGGGUACCACUUCACUCUGUUCUUUGGUAUGCCUCAAGAAGAUUGUUCUAAUGAAUUCUAUCUACAGUGAAUUUUAAGAUUUCAACUAUUACAGGGAAUUGUCAGUCUUGGACUGUUUCAUAUUUAUAAAUAUAAAUAGAGGACUCCUAGUUAGUUUAUUGCUCUAAUAACUUAAGUUCACCUUGAGACGAUAGUUGCUUGGGUCAGGCUGCUCAGAAGUCAUAAAAUGCAGUCUUUACUUUUUACGGAGAAUAUGAUCCAGGUAAGUUUAAUAUUUACAAAACAUACUUUUCCCCCCUACUGUAUUUUUAGCAGGUGGGUAGUAAAGUGAGAUUUGAUUCUAAGUCAAAUUUCUAGUUUCUUUCCUGAUACAGAAAUUAUACCGAUAUUAUUGUGAGAAACAAAGAAAAUGUGUCAGUGACAUUGUGGAUAGACUUAAGUGAUACAAGAGCUCUUUUGUUUGUUUGUUGGCAAUAGACAAUGCAGCUCAUAUUGAAAAAUUGUCUACAUAGCUAGGGAAGGUCCUGUCUCCUCAGUUGAACUAUAAUAUAAUAACUAUUGUUAUUGGAGGUAAAAGUAGCAUAUUGCAAAAAUCUACCACAUAAUGUUUCGCCUAUUGCUACUUGCCUUUUUGUAUCUGCUUCUAGGAUAUUCAAACAAAGGACAUAUUUAGGCAGUUUUCAAAGCUGGCUAAAUUGCUCAGCUGUCCGGAGGAGAUUUAGGGAGCAUUGGGAAAGAGAGGAGUAGGAAGUCUGGUUGCACGAAUGAACAGCAUUCCGUGCAUGCAACAACUUAGCUGAAUCUCGCUUCAAGAUUUGAAACAUUUUCCAGAUAAUUAAGCUUGGAUAUUUCCUUUAAAUAAGGGCAGAAUAAACCUGUUCCGUGAGCUUUACUUUUGAAAGAUGACGCACCACAAUUGUAAAAAAGAAAGAAAAGAAUGGAAACCUUUAUUCUUUGAAUUUGAUAGAAAUUAACUCUGCUCCAUGAAAGCAUUUUCUAUAACACGUUAGGGCAAGAUCCAGCAUUAGUUGGCCAUCACACUGAGUCUUUAACAAAACUGUUUGUUGUUCUAAAUGCAAUAUAAUCAUUUGGUGAUACAUCAGCCAUUCUUUUACUUCUGUCUUCCAGAAUAUGGCUAAGCCCUCUGUAUCCAAAACUGCCACUUGGAGCUGCUGAGUCUGCUGGUGAAUCUCGUACCAAUUUUAAGUGUGACCUAAUAAGCUAUUUGAGGUCUUAUGGUUCUCCUACUCUCAAUGAAUGGGUUGAAAUAAUCAAGCAGCAUGAUCUUUCAGAGACAAGGUGCAUAAUCUGAGAGGGGUUACUUUUACAACGAAUUGCACUGAAUUCUUAUUCCUGGCUUGCUUUUCUUUUUUUUAGCAUGUUGAGAAGGAUAGAGGGAAGGGGUGCAAUGAGAAUGGAGCAGUGAUAAAAUUAAGGUUCUAACUGAAAGCUGGUUGCAUUUUUAAAAAAUCAUUUUCUCUUUGCAUGUUGGAACAAUUUAACUAGGCAGUAGCAUCUUUGAGAAGACUUAAUGCCUGAUAAUAGUGCAAUUUGGAAAAGCACUGUAACCGUUACCAUAAUUCGGCAUGCUUUCAUUUGUGUCUACAUCUUUUGUGUAGAGUAUAUCUUCUUGGGUCAACUCCAGGUCGAUACCAAGGCAGUGAAAAAGAGAAAUGGGGUCAUCUCAGACUUAGAAAGGUACUGGAUUUUUAUUCCUAUCCCUCUAAGGAUGUAUUGUUGAAGCUCUUCUUUUUCAAGGCUUGCCUCCAGUAGUUCUUUGUUGGCAGCGGAAACUGACAAGGAGAGAAAGGUGCAUCUUCAGUUGGUGACUCAGGGUAGUAGCAUGUCUCUAGCUUGCUACACAAAUGUAAAUGGAAUAUUGAUAAAAUACUGUGUGUUAGUGUUACUCUUCCAUUGCGGAGAGUUAGAGCACAGCAACAGGAAGCCGCCUUCUGUGCUGAACACUGAGGGAAUUGUGCAGUUUGAGAAACUAUCUUGAUAACUGGGCUAUUUGGUGGUACGCAUAAUAUAAGGUAGUGACAGGUUACAUUUAGCAAAAAGAAUUGCAGAGAAGACCAGAGAAGUGUGUGGCCAGAGAAGACCAUACCUCCUGAUAUAGCAUAGAGAUGAGAAUCUUUAGCUUUCUGGGUACAAUAGAGACAUUGACCAUAGUGAGGUAUUGAGGCAUAAGCUUUUGUGAGUUGGAAUGUUCUUGGUCCUAUGUUCCAUUGGUUUCUGAAUUGUCAUUGGUGUUCUUAUAUCACCCCCCCCCAAAAAAAAAAUAUUUUGGGUCUGUGUAAAAUGGCAGAAGAGGGCACUGUUGGUAGGUGGUGGCACAAAUCAUAUUGGAGAAAUUGGGAGCAGAUUACACUCUUAACUAGAUCCUGUGGGUUCAUAAAACUAGGUGUCUUUUCCCCGCUUAUCCCAGUUUGUCCCCAAGUAUAUGUAGGAGGAGACUGAGAGGAGAUACGAUAGCCAUCUUCAAAUAUCUGAAGGCCUGUCACGUGGAAGAUGGAGAAAGUUUGUUUUCUCCUGCUCCAGAAGGGAGGACUCAAACUAGUGGUUUAAAGUUACAAGAAAGGAGAUUCCGACUAAACAUCAGGAAGAACUUUCUGACAGUAAGAUAUGUUCAGCAGUGGUCUCCCUCAGGAGGUUGUAGAUGCUCCUUCAUUGGAGGUUUUAAAGCAGAGGAUGGAUGGUUUAGUUGAGAUUUCUGCAUUGCAAGGGGUUGAACUAGAUGAUCCUUGAGGUCCUUUCCAACUCUGCAGUUCUAUGGUUCUUUGUACCUACCAGCUUACCAGUCCAUGCAAUUGUGAGACUAAUUCAUGGAGGCUUAUGCCAGGAGGCUCUUAAUCUCAGGGUCGUGGGUUUGAGCCCCACAUUGGGCAAAAGAUUCCUGCAUUGCAGAGGGUUGGACUAGAUGACCCUUGCAGUCCCUUCCAACUUUGAUUCUGUGAUUCCGUAAGGUACCCAAGGAUUUGGCCAUUUUUGCUGUUAACAUAAUGACAUGACUUUCCUACUGUUUUUAAACAAUGAGGGAACUCUGUCAUGGUAUUUUUUAGGGAGAAACUAAGCAUUCAGCACAGAUACCUAUUAUGAAUCCAUUGGUGGUAAAGGAGGGUUGGAUGAGAUGCUGGCUGAGUAGCUAAUCAGAUUAAUGACGUCCUUCAUAAUAAGCAAUCCCUUUGUCAUACUUCAGGUAAUCAAGUGACUUUGUUCAGUACAACUUGAAUUGCCAAAGGUAGUGAUGUUUUGUUCUUGUAUUCAAUUUCUCCCCAACAGCUUUUGAAAGAGCAUGCAACCCAGCUACCUGAUCAGCAUUCUUGGCCUGUAAUAGGACAGUUCUCGAGCAUUGGAUCUUUGGGAGCUGAUCAGUCCAAAUGGCUGUGUUCAGAAUUUAGAGACAGUUUGAUCUCUCUAGGAAACAACACAAAGACACUGACAAAUCAUGAUGUUCCUGUUCACCUGGUAUUGCUUGCUUAUUACUUACUGCUUUUUUAAACUAAAUAAAUAAAUAAACCCACGCAUUUUCCUUCAAAACUUCACCUAGCGGGUAAUCUUCCAAAUCCUUUUGAAGUUCUUAGAGUUGAAUGCAGCAAAAGACAAAUGUUUAAGCCUCAUUGAACUCGAUAGACUUUGUGCAUUUAAUAAUUCUCCUGAGUUAAUGUAUAACACCGUACUCGUCUUGUAUGCAAAAACUCACUACUCACUUUAAAAAAAAAAAAGAUUCUGAAUUCUGAGUCUUACUUAUUUCUGCAGAUCUUUUUCCAAGUAGGGCUGUGGCUUAAGCUGUUUGCUACCAUGUCACUUGGCACGAAUGGCUUGAGCUUAAUUGUGCUUCAGUAGAGUAUAGCUGUCAACUGAGCUACAAUUUAUUAUAGCUAACUAGUUAUUACAAUUUGUUACUCUAGGUUUACCCAUCAGUGGACAACGUGAGACAGAGUUUAGAAGGUUAUCCAGGUAAAAACAUAUGCCUUUGGGUGCAGUGUAGAAAGGUGGUAUUAUAAAGUUGGGGGAAACAACAGAAGGAGUUUCUAGAAGUUUCAUGGUAUUUUAAAACUUCUUUUAAAAAACAUUUUUCUCUAUUCAUUCUUUCAACCCUCAUAAUGGCUCCUGAGGCAGAUGACCCUCGAAAGUUAAUUAUGUAAUAAAAUAUAAAGAGCCUAAGAAUAUAAGAAUAUAGGAUCAACACAUUAUGAAAAAGACUGAGUGGGAGGUGAGAAUCAACACAGACCAAACGCCCAUCAGAAUAAAACCGUCGGCCUUGAUAUUUUCAUAACUAAAUACAUUUAUCAAACAUGAAAGACAUAUUGCAUAGUUAAUUUAUGCUCUACUAAUGUGAACUAGCAAGUUAUUGCUGGCAUUUUCCGUGUCACUUCCAAUUGACUCUUCCACCUUGAUGUUUAUUUUAUGUACUGCAGGUUCCAUAUCACAUAAUUGAAAAUCUGCAUAUAGAGUAUUCUUUAAAGAGGCUGGGGUGUAAUUUGCUUUUAAAAAUCCUACUAAAUCUGUUUUUUUGUGCAUGUAUAUGGAAAAUUUGUGAAUAAUUCAUUAUUCUAUUGUGAGAAACCAUUUCAAUGCCACACUUAACUAUGAGUAAUGGGUCUUUUCUUUCUCUCUAAGCUGGUGGUUCUCUUCCAUACAGUAUACAAACAGCACAGAAACAGCUUUGGCUGCACUCUUACUUCCAGUAAGUAAAAUUAUCUCCUUGUGAUUUAAUGACAUUUUGGGUUUGUUUGUUUUUUAAAAGCUCCGUUACAUUUGCAGGAGAAAUAGGCAUACAAACUAGCAAAUCAGAGAACCCUUGGAAAGUUCAUUUUUAAAACUCAUUGGAUUGUGAUGUACAUUCCUAUAUAAUCUUUAAGCUUUCUCAGAAACUGAGGUGGCCUGAUCCAACCAAUGUUAUUUUAUGUCUGGAUUGCAAAAAAAGAAGAACAUCAGUAGACAGUGAUGAGCAGCAACAAUGUGCUCUUCUUUCUUUUAAUUUUUUGUAAACAUACAUUCCUUGGUUUAAGUCAAGUGUAAUUUGAAUCCCGUGAAUCUGUACAUUGAAGGGUAAAAGGUUUAGUUAAUUGUGACUGGAAUCUAAACGCAUUGUGCCCAUUGACAAUUCUUGCAUGUGAGAGUGCUGGUGGGGUGCUUAGCAAUGAGGCUAAACCUGCACAGUUGAUCAUUAUCCGGUCAUAUGCUCUAGGAAUGGUUGCAGAAUGCUGCUUUGCACAAUACAAAUAAUAAGGGCAUAAACCAUGUUUGAAGACUUUUCCUGUGUAUACUGAAAAUAGAUGUGGAUAGCCACUUCAAACUUUGUACAUGGGGAUUGGCCUUUAUUUGAAGCUUGGCAGAAACGCUUGGGAAUGAUGUGAAUUUGGAAACAUCUUAAUUAAGGUUUAACCUAAAACUUCCUUUUUCAUUUUUUAAAACUUGAGCAAGUGGUCAGCAGAGACGUCAGGUCGUAGCCACGCAAUGCCGCACAUUAAGACUUACAUGAGAUCAUCUCCAGACUUCCAGAAGAUUGCAUGGUUUCUAGUUACAAGGCAAGUCUUCUGACUUCUUUUGUAUUUCCUCCGGAACAGCUGCUUUGAUUAUCAUUUGGCCCCUCUGUCCUCUUUUAAGUAAAACAGGUAGCAAUUUUGGUGUUUUUCUUUCUUUCUUGUGAGUCUCAGAAAUGGGCGGUCCCUCUUUCAUUGAGUUUUUCUCUCUCUAGUGCCAAUCUUUCUAAGGCUGCCUGGGGAGUGUUUGAGAAAAAUGGCACGCAGAUGAUGAUCCGAUCAUAUGAGCUAGGAGUCCUCUUCCUGCCAUCAGAAUUUGUGAGUUUAUCUAAUUCCAUAUAAUGGUUCAUUUAGUGAAUGCAAUCAAGUCUUUUUAUGUAUUCAUAAAUACAUAAAGACCAUUAUGACAUCAGUCCAUAAGGCAAUGUGCAUCUGUAUCACAGUUCCAAAAAGUUGUGAAACUGCCCUUUUGAGGUCUUGCACAGUUUGGAACAAGACAUUUGCAAAGCUAAUAAAAUGUCUGUUUCUGUAGUUUGGGUGAGCUAUUUAACAUCUAGCCAAGUUCUAAAUGAAUGGACCUAAGUUACGCAGGCCAUUUAAUUUCAGUUUGUCUACUCCCAGUAUGACUAACGCUGGAUACAGGACUAUAUGUUGUAGCUGCUAACCAGGGAAGAAGGAAAUGUAAGCAGAAUAUAUGUUUGCAAGCCUCAUGGAUAUUUUCUAAUGAAAGGAAGUGAAGUGAUGGAUUGAAUGUAACAUCACUUCUCUCUGUGUGUGCACUUUUCACAGGGCUUGGAUUCAGGCUACUUCCAAGUGAAGGAAAACAUGUUUUCUGAUGAGCCAGUGUUAUCGUUUCCUGUACCUUAUGAUCUGCCCCCAGAGAAGUAUGAAAGCAAAGGUAAGGUGUCCUCAUCAAAUGUAGGAAAAAAGGACAAGUACCACACUUGAGCAAAAUAUCUUUUUAUUCUUUGGCACUUGGCGGGGAAAAAACUAUAAUCAUUGAUGGGAGCUAAGGGAGAUGAUAUCUAGAAAGUGAGACUAACCCAAAAGAGACCAAUGGAAGUAAUUUUUAAAGUACCGGAAUUGUCUUGCUCUUUAACUCCACUCAUCAAAAGGACUAGAUCCUCCACAUAAGACUAGCUGUGGCAACUAGUGCUUCAGGUCGGGGGAUGAGACUUUAACAGCCAAACUUUGGAAAUCCUGCUUGGCUCAAAAACCCUCAGGUAGGUCAUUAUGGAUCUGCCCAAGUGUUGUUACAAUGAUGGGCUGAGCUUGGAAGAAGAAUGGGACACAAGUAGCCAAUCUUUGAUAGGCUGGUCCUAUGAUUCCGUUUGUGCAAGGUAGCUUAAGGGCCAAAAUCUGGCUUUCAAAAAUGUAUGCCCUUCCCCUCCCUUGCAUACCUGUGUGGGUGCCUUACAAAUUCAUUUACAAGAAUGUGACAUUGGGCUUCCAGGUGGGUGUUUGUCUCUGAUGUAUCUAUGAGGGGUCUUAAAGGUAAAGGGACCCCUGACCGUUAGGUCCAGUCGCAAACGACUCUGGGAUUGCGAGCGCUCAUCUCACUUGAUUGGCUGAGGGAGCCGGUGUACAGCUUCUGGGCCAGCAUGACUGAGCCACUUCGGGCGAACCAGAGCAACACACAGAAACACCGUUUACCUUCCCGCCGGAGUAGCACCUAUUUAUCUACUUGUACUUUGACAUGCUUUCGAACUGCUGGGUUGGCAGGAGCAGGGACCGAGCAAUGGGAGCUCACCCCGUUACAGGGAUUCGAACCACCGACCUUCUGAUCAGCAAGCCCUAGGCUCUGUGGUUUAGACCACAGCGCCACCCGUGUCCUUAAGGAGUCUUAAGAAAGCAUAAUACUUUCGUCCUUUCUGUAUUUGUUUGCCUUGGCUUUCUGUUUGUACAAAAUGUUACCUUUCCACUACGUGCCCUUCCAUCAUGUUAUCUUAUCAAAAAAUCCCACGUGUGUCACCCGAGGUCUCUGGAAUUGUGAAGGGAGAGAGUGCUGUUAGCAAGCUGUAUUUCCUUGUUUGGACUUCUAUUUUCCUGAUGGUGAUAUGAUUAGCUGCAGCAUCGAUAGGGUUCUUUUCCUCCCAUCAUGAUGUGGUGUGGCUGGGAUCUUCACUGGCUCUAGAGUGCUUUCAUUUAUGCCUCCUCUUAUUCGGGUGUAACAUUUUGCUGGGACUAGUCCCAAGUGAGCAUAGCAUUUCAACCUCUUCCUGCUUCUUGCUCAGUUCUGCCUAGCUUCUGCCCUUUUUCUAGCAAAUCCUGCUGUACAGAGACAAAUAAGACUUCUAUACCUCCUGAUAUGCGAUCCUGAUAUGCUGCUGUGUUGGAAUGUUGGUGGUUUUUUUGGCAAGUAUAACUUUGUGCUCCACCAGCACAAAGGGAGAAAAUGUGUGCAAGUCGAGGAAAGGAAUGUACUGAAAGUUUCAUUCGCUGUUGUCAGGCAGUUUACCUCUUUGGUCCACUGAUGCAGGCUGCCAACUUUGGUCCCAUUUAUUGAACAGUCUUGCUUAUGGAGAACUCUAGAUUCUUCAUUUACUGACUUUGAGAGGAGCUGACUAGCCUCCGUUUUCUUCUUGGCAGUGAAAAAUGUCGUAAAUCCACAGGUUCAGAAAUUGACCUGCUAUAUGACAUUGUCUCUCUUUAAAUCAUUGCAAAUUGCUGCACUUGCAGGAGACAUAAUUUCAUGGCUUUCUAUUAUGUGCAGUUUGAGAGGAGUGUUUUAUUCUGGCUGAUACAAUCAAAGGUUGCUUUGUUCAUUGUGCAGUAGAUUAAUAUACUUAAGAUGAAAUGCUAUGUCUGUUUUACAAAUGGGUAUCAUCACUUUGCGCAGAAGGAGCAAGAAAAUGUGAAGCAUUGUUGCUUUCCCUUCAUUUUGAAGCUGGGUUUUUAGCAUGUCUUUGUGUGCAUUAGAAUUCUGCCAGUGGGGUAGCUUUUCAAAGGUUGGUACAUAGAAUUGCAAAACCCCUGAGGGUCUCUGAGAGGAUUCUUUUCAAGGAAAGGCUUUGAAAUUGUCUUUUCCCUUCUUCUCCACCCUCCUCUGGUUUCCAGUAAGCAAAAUCUUGCACAGCUGCCAAAGGGCUGCAAGAUUUUAUCCAGUGAAGUAUCCCAGGAAACCUGAAGUGCUAAGUCCUAGCAGAGCACAAUGUUUUCAAUGUAAGGUGUUCCUGUUGACAGCCCUUUAGGAGACGUUGCGAAAGGUACCUAAGGAAUGCUGCCUACGUUAAGCUGACAACGCAGUUCUGCAACUCUAUCAGUCUACAUCCUGUGGAGAAGUAUUAUUGAAAGAAAUCGGACGGGACUUUAAGCUGUAAACUCAGCUCUGCAAAAUCUUCAUUGUUUUCUUGUUGUGGACCAGAGCUGUACAACUCAGGACUACCAUGAAAAAAGCAAGCAGGAGAUAUACCAGUAUGUGGGGUCUCCCUUUGGAAUGGUUAAAUAUAUGUCUGCAUACUUUGCUUCUUCCUCUGUGUCUUUUCCCUGCAUAUCUGCUACACCCUUUUGCUUCCUUUCCUGUGAAAGCAUAGGGCUUGAAGUGUGACACUGCUUUGUAAAACUCUAUGAAUAACUAGUGGGAAGUCUAAAAGUGUUAAAAACAGCAACACAACUUUGAGGAAAAGUAGACAGAAAUAAAGCCCUGCUAUAGACCUGUUAAACAGGCCUAGCUAAACACUAAUUUUUAUAAGGUGCCAUCUCACACUUGUUGUUAAGGCAGUAUAAAUAAAUGUUGAUGGAUUGUUUUAACAUUCUUCAAUUCAGUAACUUUGUCUAAAUCUUCAGAGAAAGUUGUAUUGGUCUUAUUUUAUUGUACAGUAGUACCUCGGGUUAAGUCUUAAUUCAUUCUGGAGGUCCGUUUUUAACCUGAAACUGUUCUUAACCUGAAGCACCACUUUAGCUAAUGGGGCCUCCUGCUGCUGCUGCGCCGCCGAAGCACGAUUUCUGUUCUCAUCCUGAAGCAAAGUUCUUAACCCGAGGUACUAUUUCUGGGUUAGCGGAGUCUGUAACCUGAAGCAUAUGUAAUCUGAAGCGUAUGUAACCCGAGGUACCACUAUAUGUUAAAAUAAGGCCAUUUUUCAUUAGCAAAUGAGAAGACCAUAGAAGGCUAUAGUUUGUACCGUAACUAGAAUGAAUGCAGUUUUCUAGCGCUGUUCUGCUGAACAUAAUGUACUGCUGCUGUAUGUACUACUGUGUGAGGUUUCCAAAUUGCUUUGUCGUUAUUAUUUUUUGCAGCACACAUUGCCUAUUGUUACACAGUGUAUCCAAUGUAUUAAUUGUUAGCAAUGACCUUGGCAUCACUCAGAAACUGUAACGGCUUGUAUUGGACAGCCCUUUUGAUAGUCUGUAAUCAACCUCUGAAGCUUCGCCAGAGGAAGAAUCUUUGUUGCAAACAAACUCCAACACCCUGCACAGUACAUAGGCUUUGAGGAAGGCCUGCAAUGGGGACCUUGAUGGUUAUUUAGAUGACACACUCCUUCGGCUUUUGCUUGGUCAUCUUUGUUUUUUAAACAUUGGGCCUCUGUUUGAUUUCACCGAUUUGUCUCUCUCCCUGCCUCGUAGUGGCUCUGUAGAAGACAAGUAGAAAUACGGCAGGAAUCCUUGGUUAGCAAAGCUGCACACACUUAAAUAGAUUCUAUAAAGAUUCUGCAUUAUUGGGCGUUUUAUUUUGGGUUUCUCCAGUCUGCGUAUUGUGCCAGCUACCAAAAUGACAUGCAGACUGCUGAGAGAAUGGGAACUGCAAAAUUGCACCGGAAUAGAAGGGAAAGUGCCAUAGCUGCAAAUACACUGUAGAGACCUGUUUCCUUCUAGCUCAGCCACCUAAGAAAAACCUGCUGGAUCAAGCCAAUGGCCAGUCUAGUCCAGCAUCCUGUUCUCACAGUGGCCAACUGGAUGCCCGUGGGAAACCUGCAAGCAGGACCCGGGCACAAGAGGACAACUGGUAGUCAGAACCAUUUGCUGUCUCCAACUGUGGAGGCAGAGCAUAGCCAUAAUGUAGCCGUAGAUAGGUUUAUCCUCCAUGAAUUUGUUUAAUCCCAUUUUAAAGCCACCCAAGUUGGUGUCAACCAUUGCCUCCUGUGGGAGAGAGUUCCAUAGUCCAACUAUGCAACUGUGUAAAGACGUAGUCUCUUUUGUCAGUCCUGAUUCUUUUAGCGUUCAGCUUCAUUGAAUGUCCACGAGUUGUAGCAUUACAGGAGAGGGAGAAAAGCAUUUCUCUGCCCACUUCCUCCCUGCCAUACAUAAUUUCAUAAACUCAUAUCAUGUCACCUUUUCGCUAAACUAGGAAGUCCCAAAUGCUGCAACUUUUCCUCAACCUUGAUCAUUUUGGUCCCCCUUUCUUCCCUUUUUACCUGGGUUUAUUAUUUAUCCCAUUUACUUUAUUGAUUUAUUUCCUACCUUUCAAGGUAACACAUUUCCGAGGAAACGUGCAACACGAAUAAAAACAAUAGUAUGGAGCAAUUAAAAGUACGUCUAUCGUCAGAAAGCUUUAAAAAUGUUAUGUAUAUGUGACAGCUUAGAGCACUAAGGAAGCCUGAUGGAACCAAAAAGUCUUGGCAGUACUUCCAAAGACAUCCCCUAUGUAAAAUUGAGAGUAAAUUGGUAAUUUUAUGUAGAAAUCCUAUUCAAUAAAAAUAAAAAAAAAUUCAAGGGAAUGAAUAGCAGUUGAAAUCAAAACAACACAAAAUCAGUAAAACCAGAGGAGAAAACUGCAAAACAAUUAUAUGAGCUACAAUAAAAGCCUGUCUAUACUCGCGUAUAAGCCAACCUAAAUAUAAGCCGAGGCACCUAAUUUUAGCACAAAAACUGGGAAAGCCUAUUGACUUGAGUAUAAUCCGGUUCACCACACCACAAACCUGGUGGUGGCAGCAGCAGCGGAGGAAGAACAAGCAGCCUGAAACGAAAAGGCUCCUUUUGGGCCGCUCGUCCCUCUGCUGCCGCCUCUGCCGCUCACAAGAGCAGGCAUAGGAGCCACAGUUGAGAGAGGUGCAGCGCCUCUCCCAGCCACGGCUCCUGUGCCUGCCCUUGUGAGAGGCGGGUGGCAGCGGCGGGACCAGCGGCGAGAAAGGGCUCCUUUCGGGCUGCUUGUCCCUCCACUUCCGCCACCUGCCUCACUCGAGUAUAAGCUGAGGGGGCCUUUUUCAGCAUAAAAAAUGUGCUGAAAUAGUCAGCUUAUACUCAAUUAUAUACGGUAGACAUAUUUUUAAUAUAGUGUUGGUUAUAAGUCCCUGCCCUUCUGUGAAGCCCUCUGAGUUAACCAACUUUACAGGAUUAUUGCGAGGAAGGGUUGGGUGCAAAUUUAUUUUUUAAAAUCAUAGUUGAGAAAUCUGUGCAUUUGUGGAAAUUUCAGGUAAUAAUCUUGUUGCUGUUACAUCAAUCAAAUUGUACCCUGGUAUUCCUUCUGCUGUAAUGUGUCAUGCAGUUCUGACCUUUCUUUACAAAUGAAAUAAUGUUCUCUGUACCUGGUUUUACAAAACUAUCCCAACCCCUGAACUUCCCUGCUGCUCCUUUUGAAGUGUAGAAGUAUUCUUAGUGCAUUCCAAUUUCUCCCCAAGGCUGUAGGCUUUGUUUCAAGUAGGGUAUUAAUAGGGCUAUAAAAGUAUCCCCCAUUGUCUGAGUGCUGUAACAGUAAAUGAAUUUGGUAAGUAUUGCUUAGGUGUAUUGUGUCUUACAGCCCAUUAACCAUUCCUAGCAUCUAAGAUAAAGCUAAGCUGAAAAUGAAAUAUUGCAGAUUCUGACAAAGCAAAUUGGCAUAUACAUAUUCAAUAUAUUGAUUAAUGCUCCAGUUUGUGCCCUUGGCUAUGCGCCCCAACAUUAAACUUUGCUAUAAGAGGGUGAUGCUCCUUGGGAAGAACUUCUUGUGUGUUUUGUUGUGUGGUUAUAAAGAUCAAAGCUUAAUCAUACCUCAAAGAUUUCAUCACCAAACUUGACACAAGGCUUCUCAAAGUAAGGGCGGCAGAUUUCAUUUCGGUUUGGAUGAUGGGUGCCAUUCUGAAUCACGAUGAUGGACAAAAACUUCAUUUUGACAUGACUUUGUUUUUUGCCAUAGAUUGUGUCUCCUCUCGAGACAUCAACGCCAAACAUGGCAAAAGGGUUCGCAAGGUGGGAACAGUGGUCUUGUCUGGAUGCCAGGUGCCAUUUUGAAUCAAGAUGGCAGAUGAAAACUUGACCUUGGAUUGACUUCACCCAGAGUUUGGUGCGACAGGUUCAAACCCACAGAUUGGACUGUCCAUUUAAAAAACUCAAUAUUUUUUGGUUUCUAAAAAUAACUGGGCAGCACUGGGCACUCCCCACUAACGAAGCUAUAAAGGUCAAAGCUAAUCAUACCUCAAACAAGUUUCUGAGUAGCAAAACCUCAUUUCUAAAGGUUAAUAGCUGGUGAAAAAAUGAAAUGGCUGUGAAACAUCUAACUCCUAUCAAAAUCUGGGAAUGGAAGGUCUAAUUUAAUUUUCUCAGUUGGCUCAUCAUGUUUUGUAUCUGUGGUGUAAAUCUGUCCAUUUCUUCUUCCUUGCAGAUCGCCCAUGGAUUUGGAAUAUUCCCUACACCAAAGCGCCUGAUACACAUGGAAAUAUGUGGGUCCCUAAAUGAAUAGCCUUAAGUUCACCCUGAAACUUCAGCAUCGUUAAAUAUGAGCCGAUUCAUAUACCUGUGGGACUUGCUGGUUUUAAGAACAUUUACACAGGAUGUAAACUAACUUCUCUUUUUUAAAGAAGUACAUUUUUUAUAGAUUGAAAACAUUUUGAAUAAAAUAAUGGGCAUAUAGAUGAACAUUGCUAGAGCUUAUGAUAAUGCAGUGCUUUUAAAAUUGAAUUUAUAAACAUCAUUGCUGUUUUUUUGAAAUGACCAUGGCAGUUGGGUCAGACUAUCUUUGUACUGAGCCUGAAUAUUUUUAGCCCUGUUCCUUCUUUAUCCUGGAAACAGUGGCCCUGAUGAAGGAGAAAUUUGUGCAGAAUUGAAAUAAAGUGAAUAAAAGUUAUUGGUUUCUUCAGUCAUCGAAGUAUGAGCUUAGGCUUCUCCUUUUCUCCUGACACUGUCUUGUGCUCA